AUGGGGCUGUCGCUACUACCUUCGGCUUCUUUUCCUGUUUGGUACUGUGAACCACUUUUCUUACUAAAUUGGUUUCAGACAUCUGGGACAACGAGAAAUGAAGAGUGGCUGUUCAUUUUGACUGGUGACCAUGGAAUGAAUGAUCGAGGUGGACACGGAGGUUCUAGUAGUGGGGAAGUUACCACCGCUUUGGUCAUUCUAAGCUCAACCGUCGUCGAUAAGAAAGGUUCAGUUACACUGCUGUCCAACGGCGCCCGAACGCAACAAGUUGAUCUGGCUACAUUCAUCGGUUCAGUGACUGGAGCGGGAAUUCCUUCAACCAGUUUGGGCAUCAUUCCCUCUGAUUGGCUAGCUAAAUUCUACCAUGACCCGUCAACCCAAAUCAUGGCUGUGAUCGAUUUGUUGUCACAUUUCGCCCGUUUUUCGGGAUGUAACUUGUUAACAUCGGAUGGAGCGCUCAAGCAAGUCGUCACACUUGACCCUGGCUGUUCUUCAAGUUUGCUUACCGAGGAGCAAGUAAUUUUGUUCAACAAUUUGAUGAAGCAACUAGCUUUAGGAUUGUUCUAUCUGGAGCAAAAUAACACCUCAAACUCUACGUUGAACGCAUUGGCUAGUGUGAAGACUCACAUAAACAAGGCAAUCAAGCUGUCACAGCAGUUGCAAUCGCGUGCGCUCAGUGGUGCGGACAAACUAGACAAUACACAAAUGCUUUUGGGAGGUCUGAUUAUGUGGUCGGUAACCCUGUAUCUAUGUCUUUUGGUUGUCCGUGAGCUGUCUGGAAAGCAACGGCUGUCUUCGAACCACACGAACGUCCAGCUUUUUGCUUUCAAGACAGCCGGGCAGCCUGAAUUGCUCUCCUAUAUGUCGUCCAAGCUAUUGUGUACGUUCUGUACUGUCUGUCUGCUCAUUCAAACCAUCAGUUUAUCUGGAAGCAGUUACGCGGAAGAGGAGCACCAGUUGUGGUACUUUUUCAGCGUAAGCACUUUGGUCUUGUGUACUACCCUGGUUUGGCUUGGCCCACUUCCAUGGUCAUCUAAGCGUUCCAGCAUCCUCUGUGCGUUUGGAAUUCUAUUUCUGGAUCGCAUCUUAUUGAGGCAAAUGCACAGAACGGGUGACAAAUGGAUUCACCUUCCAGACCUGUCCGAUUGGUUGUACAGUCCGGAGCACAGUUUCUGGUUAUGGCCUGCCCAAAUUCUCGCAUGGAUAGUGCUCUUCGUAAUGCGUUGGAUUGCAGUUGAAUCAUGCAGCUGGGGCGCCGGCCUAUCAAGAAAUAAAACACUUGCCCGAUUUUCGCCUCUCCUCUCUUUACUUGUCCUGUCGUUAAGUCAGCUCUACUACAGGUGGACUGCGGUUUUUGGCUCCAGUGAACAGGUAAUCACCUCAGCUCGUUUCGUCUACCUUGUUCUACUCAUGGACUGCUUGUGUACCUACAACUGGACGCAUACCAACCAGUCGCUCCAUAAAUUAACUUUCCAGCCGAAUGAAGAGAAGCGCUUUUGGUCCGAUUUACUGCAACCAGUUGCAACUUAUCCUUUGUUGGUAGGCUUACUUGGGCGUCCUGCCGUGACUAUCCUGUGGAUUGGCAUCCUGAUCAAAGAGUGCCUGUUGGCACAUGUUAUCCGGUCAUUUUGGUCAGAGGAUCACUAUGAGCAGAGUCGCGCGAUGAAAAUGCGACUCAGUUGCUGCUGGCUGCUCUAUUGGAUCCAGGGAUGGACCUCUUUCUUCCAACAGGGAAAUUCCCUCAGCCUGGCUACUGUGGAUGUUUCUGCCGCUUAUGUUGGUCUCCGUACGCACCAGCCAACAAUUGCCGGUGUCCUUCUCACUCUGUACACCUACGCCGGUCCGUUGUUCUGGCAAAUGGCGUACUUGACUCGCUUCUCAUUACCUGGUGAUCUUGAACGCCAUGUGACCACAUCGCUUGCCUGCUUUCGCCUAGGCUUUGUCCUUCUGCCCAUCACGUUUUGUGCUACCGUAUGUUACGUUCUCCAGUCGCAUUUGUUUAUCUGGACAGUGUUCACUCCAAAGCUACUUUAUCUUGCCGUAUUCCAUAUAGCUUUUUUUCCGUUGCUGGCUAUUUGGGGCGCACUACACAAGGCGCCCACACCUAGACGAACGCUGGAGGGUCUCCAAAACCCUGGUGUUCAAAUAGCCUGUGAAGACAACCUUGUCGAUCUGGAAUAUGCAGACGACAUCGUUCUCAUGUUCGAAGAGGAGGAGAAGGCGCAAGUAUUCUUGGAUGGACUGACCAAAGUCAUCCCGUCAUUUGGUAUGCACUUUGCACCUACAAAGUGUAAGGUCAUGCUUGUGGACAUGCAAUCACUGAACACGACCCUUACAAUCCAGGGAGAGGUACUACAAGUUGUGGAGCGUUUUACGUAUCUUGGAAGUUGUAUUAGUUCUGACUGUAGUGUGACGGAUGAGGUGAAUGCACGAAUCUGCAAGGCUCGGGCCGCGUUUGCAAAUUCGAGACACCUAUGGCGUCAGAAUGGUUUAUCCCUGAAUCUGAAGGGACGUGUGUAUCAAGCUACAGUACGGGCUGUUUUGUUGUAUGGCUGUGAGACUUGGCCUAUUCGAGCAGCGGACCUGAGACGUCUUCAGGUGUUCGACAAUCGUUGUCUCAGAACCAUAGCUCGUGUGGGUUGGUGUCGGCGAAUCCGUAACGAGGCAGUUAGAAAGCGUGUUUUCGGUUGUGUAACGGGUACUUCCAUUGAAGAAUGUGUCCAGCACCAGAAGCUGCGUUGGUUGGGACAUGUGUUACGUAUGCCGAAGAGAGUGCUGUUUUCCAUGCCCAACUCAGAGUGGCGUAAACAGAGAGGUAGCCAACACUUGACUUGGCAGAGGAGUAUGAAGGAGAUCACGAAACGCUUGGGUGCAGUUGGUCCUACUCGCCUUCCAGGAUGGGGACCGCGUGAUCCUCAGUGUGCCUGGUUGGAGACACUACGAGAUGUGACUGCCAACCGAUGUCAGUGGCGUUCUUGUUAG
Messenger RNA from Opisthorchis viverrini, 2982 nucleotides. RefSeq lists its product as hypothetical. The record is from RefSeq and is a predicted model, not a curated record. Lineage: Eukaryota; Metazoa; Platyhelminthes; Trematoda; Opisthorchiida; Opisthorchiidae. Gene Ontology annotation, biological process: GPI anchor biosynthetic process. The transcript has 9 exons. Bases 1 to 2982 code for a protein of 993 amino acids. Gene Ontology annotation, cellular component: endoplasmic reticulum membrane.